AUGGCGUACGAUACGUCGUCGGGGUACGCCGCGCCCGGCACGAGCAACUUUCAGGAUGGCGAUGCGGCGCUUCCCAUGUUCAACAUUGAGCGCGUGUCGCUGCAAUUCUCCGUAGCUUCAGACUUUGUCGCCGCCGCAGUCGCAAACAAUGUCCUAAUCCUUGCGCUGUCCACGGGGCGCAUUCUGCGGAUAGACCUCGACAGUCCCGCCGAUAUCGAUGAUAUCGACCUGCCCAAGAAGACGUCUGAAAUCGGCGUCAUCAAACGAUUAUUCCUCGACCCGUCCGCCUCUCAUCUCAUCAUCACCACUACCCUCGCCGAGAACUUCUACCUCCACACCCAGUCGCGGAACCCCAAGGCGUUAUCCAGAUUGAAAGGCGUCGCUAUCGAGAGCAUAUCAUGGAAUCCUUCCCAGCCGACUGCCUCGACCAGAGAGAUCUUGGUUGGCGCAGCCGACGGGAACGUCUACGAAGUCUACAUCGAGCCGUCAUCCGAGUUCUACCGCCGAGAAGAGCGAUAUCUGAAAGGCGUUUACAAGACCAACGAUGGGCCCAUCACAGGGCUGUGGACGGACAUUGUGCCUGGGAGGAACGACCUGCGACGCGUCAUCAUCGCAACACCGUCGACAUUUCUGCAUUUCGCCGGCAAGGUCGGGCGAAAUGGGCAUGAAGGUGGUGGCUCCAUUUUCUCGAAACUCUUCGAGAGCGAAUCGGCCACGGUACACGAAAUCGCAAACGUCGCGCCUACCGCUACUUCGCUCCUCGCCGUAUCACCCGAAAUCGAAGAAACGCCGUCCUCCGACCACACAUAUGCGGAAAGAAUAUUUGGUUGGCUUACCUCCCAAGGUGUUCUCCACGGGAAGUUGCUUUUGUCGUCGGACACAUCUGAGCUGGGUGGCAGAGUCCUCAACGAGUCCAAGAUGCUGCCUAGAUCGCAGAUACCACCCUCACAAACCGCCAGCGGACGCACCAGGCGAACGCAAGACUCUGUCACUUCCAUGAUACUCAGUCAAUGGCACAUUCUGCAACUUAUCGACGGAAGAAUAGUAGCUACUAAUCGACUGGACGACACAAUCGUGCUAGAUCAAGUGGUGUUGGAGCCCGGCCAGACUGCGGUAGGCCUAGUAGCAGACAUCAAGAAGAACACAUAUUGGCUCUUCACAAACCAGGAAAUUUUCGAGGUCGUCAUUACAGAUGAGAACCGAGACGUGUGGAAGAUCAUGUUAAGGGCGCAGCAAUUCGAAGCGGCAUCUCAAUAUGCAAAGACCGCAGCACAAAAGGAUGCUGUAGCAACAGCGUCUGGCGAUUACUUGGUCGCCAAAGGACAAUAUUCAGAGGCCGCCGCUGUGUAUGGCCGAAGUACCAAGCCUUUCGAGCAAGUAGCGCUUACGUUCAUCGACAAGGGGGAGCAAGAUGCUUUGCGCAAGUAUCUACUUACAAAGCUUACAACUCUGAAGAAGGCCUCCAUCAUGCAGCGAAUCAUGGUCGCCACAUGGCUCACUGAGAUCUAUAUGGCCAAACUCAACACACUGGACGACACAAUUACCACGAAAGCGGAGCUUUCUGAAAGCAUGAACACCGCUGAGACUCGAGAUCAGUUGUCAGUCAUUAGGAAAGAAUAUCAAGAGUUCGUUACCAAGUACAAGUCUGAUUUAGAUCGAAAGACAGUCUACGAAAUCAUCAGCAGCCACGGAAGAGAAGAAGAGCUGCUCUACUUUGCUACGGUCAUCAAUGACUACAAUUACGUCCUCGCCUAUUGGGUGCAACGAGAGCGAUGGCGGGAGACGCUCGAUGUACUCAAGAAGCAAACUGAUCCUGAGGUCUUCUACAAGUAUAGCAGCGUACUCAUGGCACAAGUGCCUGUGGAUCUUGUGGAAAUCAUGAUGCGGCAGACGAAUCUGGAGGCUCAAAAGCUCAUCCCUGCAUUCCUCAAUUACAACAACAUCACUAAAGUCCCGUUGAACCAGAACCAGGCCGUGCGAUACCUGCUGUUUGAAAUCAACCAGCAUCAAUCAACCGAUGCAGCCAUUCACAAUACGCUGAUCUCCAUAUACGCUUCACAUUUCACCAGCGAUGAAUCGGCGCUUCUUGCAUACCUUGAAGGACAGUCGAUGGCUCACGAGCAAAACUACGACGCCGAUUUCGCCCUGCGCCUUUGCAUCCAACACAACCGUGUGCAAUCCUGCGUCCACAUAUACAGUUCCAUGGGACAGUAUGUGCAGGCCGUCGACCUAGCUCUCAAAUACGACGAAAUUGAUCUUGCAAGCAACGUAGCAGAUCGCUCCAAUACCGAGUCUGCUUUGCGCAAGAAACUGUGGCUGGCCAUUGCGAAGAAAGUGAUUUCGCAAUCGUCAGGAAUCAAGACGGCCAUUGAGUUCCUAAGGAGGGUAGAUUUGCUACGGAUCGAGGAUUUAAUUCCUUUCUUCCCGGAUUUCGUCGUAAUCGACGACUUCAAAGACGAAAUCUGCUCUGCCCUGGAAGACUACUCGCGCAAGAUCGACGAGUUGAAGCUUGAGAUGGACGAGUCUGAAGAAACAGCCGUGCACAUCAAGACGGACAUCAAAGCCCUGGAGCAACGAUACGCCAUCGUAGAGCCGGGCGAACGGUGCUACGUCUGCGGUCUGCCCCUACUCGCUCGCCAAUUCUUCGUGUUUCCGUGCCAGCACGCUUUCCAUAGCGAUUGCCUUGCUAAGAAGGUUGUUGAGCUCGCAGGCAUGGCAAAGGGCAAACGUCUGGGCGAGUUGCAGAUGGAGGUCAGCAAAGGUACGAGCACGGGUGCGAAGAGGGAGAAGGCGAUCAGGGAGUUGGAUGCCCUGGUUGGGUCAUCUUGUGUGCUGUGUAGUGAAUUGGCUGUCAAGCUUAUCGAUGAGCCCUUCAUAUCGGCCAUGGAUGACAAAGAGGAAUGGGCUUUGUAG
Messenger RNA from Didymosphaeria variabile, 2913 nucleotides. RefSeq names its product tethering complex subunit (gene PEP3). NCBI's taxonomy places the organism in Eukaryota, Fungi, Ascomycota, Dothideomycetes, Pleosporales, Didymosphaeriaceae. Gene Ontology annotation, biological process: organelle fusion; vacuole organization; vesicle-mediated transport. The record is from RefSeq and is a predicted model, not a curated record. The coding region runs from base 1 to 2913 and encodes 970 amino acids. The transcript has 3 exons. Gene Ontology annotation, cellular component: HOPS complex; endosome. Gene Ontology annotation, molecular function: protein-macromolecule adaptor activity.